AAACCAAGGCACAGUUUUUGUCAGCCAUCAAGUGGAGGCAUUUGCAAAGGAAAUGGGUUUCCGUCUGUUAAAUUCUACUCCUCAUUAUGCACAAGCUAAUGGGCAAGCGGAGGCUUCUAAUAAGGUGGUGAUUAAUUUGCUUGAAAAAAUGGUGGAUGACAACCCCAGACGCUGGUAUGAACUGUUGUCUGAAACACUAUGGGCUUAUAGAACUUCACAAAGGAGUUCAACCAAAAUGACACCUUUUGCCUUAACAUAUGGCCAUGAUGCAGUCUUGCCAAUGGAGUUAACAGCCAAGUCUUUAAGAAUAGCAAUUCAGCAUAAUCUCCAGUCUAGAGAAUACGAUGAGGCCAUGAUGCUUGAGCUUGAGGACCUUGAAGACACACGUUUGACAGCUUUGGAUAGAUUGCAAGCUCAAAAACUCAAAAUUGCAAAGUCUUACAACAAUAGGACAGAGUCAGCUGUGAAAAAGUUGGGAAUGUCUGCUGCAAUCAUCUUGGAAUUUAGCAGAUUUUGCACGUGGCCUUUGGAAUCUGAAAGAACAUGGAGGAACAGUGCCGAAAAUGGAGGAACAGUACCGAAGAUCAUGGAGAAGAUCAUGGAAGAGGUUACCAGCAUCGAAGGGAACAAAAACAGAGAGAAGAGAACAGUUCAAGGCCUGCCCAACACACACACAGACUGCCCAGAGCAUGUUUUCCAGCUUUUAGACUGCUUUUUCCAGAUUUUAGCAAUAGUUUCCAGAUUUCCUAGAUUUUCCAGAUUAGUUCAUAGCCUUAGCCUAGAGGCGUUUGAAGCCAUGCCACCAAGAAAGAGCAGAGACAAAGAGGUUCAGCCAGCCCAGGCUGAACAUGCAAAUGAUCCCAUCACUUUUCUCCCAGUGUCACCUUUGGCAAAACGGUCCUAUGGCAAUCCAAUUUUCAAAGAAAGGGAUGCAGAUCGUAGAGAUGACUUUGCUGAAUCAAGUAAUGUGUUUAGAGGUAUGAUUGAACGUCUGGAUUUAGCAUUCAAAGAACAGAACCAGGCUAUGCGGAGACUUGUUGAGAGUCAAGUAGAAUCCUCCAGACGUGAGGAAGAGUUAAUUAGACAAUGUAUAGAAGAAAUGAGACGGGUCUUUGAAAAAGGCACUAAGGUGAUGCGAGAAACUGGGGAAGAAAGUCACAGACCACUGCAGGCUGUUUCAGAACAAGUGGUUGAGCAAGUGCGACAGCCCAGACCUGAGAUCUUUCCUCCAGUCCAGCAUUUUGUCAUUGGUGAAGGGCAAAGACAACACCAAUUGAUGGAGGCUGCUACUCUUGUUGCAGACCAUGGCCAUCAACCUCAACAUAAGUAUAUUCUGCCAACUAGGAAGGGAAAUGUGGGUCCUCAUCAUCAACCUUGUCCAAGGGAUUUUUUCCAGCCACAAGUUCCACCAGCCCAACCGGUACAGCGUGGUCUGCAAAAUCAACCAGCUCAAUUCUUCAAUAGAGACCAUGGGCCAACCUUGAGGUCAUUGGAAAAGAUUGCUAAGGGUAUCUUGAAAUUUCCAGACAGAGUGAAGGAAACCAUGGGAGUGGAUACAGACCCUUUUCCAGCUGUGUCUGUCGGCGUGAAUGUUGCAGACCUAAGGAGUGUUGCUAGAAAUCGCAGUCUGCCUUAUGCUCAAAGGAACCUUGCUGCAGAAGACUUAAGGUGGGUUCUUGAGGCGCAGAGAUCCAGACAUAGCAGGAGCGUUAGGUUAGACCAGCAGAGGCUCGGGGGGCAAGAAAGGAUCACUGUGACCAGGAACUUCAGUCCAGAAGGUGCCAGACGUUAUUCAACUGGUACUAGAUCUCCAAGGAUGGUCAAACUGCCACUCAGGUCACCUUCCAAACGGUGGGAGAAAAUUAGUCAUCCCAAGUUUCCAGCCCAGAAUCCCAGAACCUUGAGGCGCAGACUACAGCGCAAGAGGGCUGAAGAGCGAAAAAGGCAACAGAAGCAGAUGGAGGCUAAGGGAAGUUCAUCUCGCAGACCACGCCAACCUACCAAAAGGAACAUGGUGUGGGUGAGAAAAGAGAAAAAGGAGGCUGUAACCCAGACUCUACUGAAGGAGGAUGACCAAUCUCCAGCCUCUCCAAAGGUGGCGUCUGUUAUUGUGAGUCCAGAUGGGGUUUUGAAAGCAACUUUUGAAGCACAAGAACAGUCUGGGAAUCGUGGAGCUGAAUCAAAAGAAGAUGGCACUAUUCAUUUUGGGGAAUUCUUAGUGAAUUUGUCAUGUCUGGUGCUGACAUUACCCUUGGUUUUCCAAGCCAAGAAGGAGGAGGAACCAAUCGUCUGUGAGUUCCCAGAACAGACAGAAGAAGAGGUAAUUGUUGUUCCAGCUCAGGAUGAUGAAAAGGAGGACAUGGCUGACAAAAUUGUGUUUGAAAAACCAGAAGAAAAGAUGACCAGACACAUUAGGCCACUUUAUAUCAAUGCUCACAUGGAUGGGACUCCAAUCAGCCGUGUCUUGGUGGAUAAUGGAGCUGCAGUCAAUGUCCUUCCAACUUGCAUGCUCUACAAAAUAGGCAAGUCCCUUGAUGAUUUAGUGCAUACUGAGGUUACAAUUAGUGAUUUUACAGGAGGGGUGAAUUGUUCAAGGGGUGUGCUGCCUGUUGAAUUAACAGUGGGAAAUAGGACACUGAUGUCUGCGUUUUUUGUGGUGGAUACUGUUGCUACUUACAAUGCACUUUUGAGGCAUGACUGGAUUCAUUCAAGUUGGUGUGUCCCUUCUUCACUUCACCAGAAACUGAUUUUCUGGAAUGGUGGCAAGGCUGAGGUCGUGUCUGCAGAUGAUAAACCUUUUUCAGCCAAUACCCACCUGGUGGAGGCUAGAUAUUAUGAAGAAGACAUUGGUACCAUUCGGUUUUUUGGGAUGGAUAGACAUGGGAAACUGAUUGGGAUAACAGCAUGCAGCAGACUGUCUUUGUCUAAGCGUGUUGUGGAGGAAGAGAGAGAAAAGGCCGUGUUGGAGAUAACAAAGAAAUUAGUGGCCUAUUUUGCUAAAAAAGUAGUGCAAGUAGACAGGUCUGAAAUUGUUCAUGAAGGUGAGGAGGCAAAUCGAGGGUCUGAAAGUGAACCAAAUGUAACAUUUAUCAGCGGCUCCCUUGAGCCGCAGACACGAGAUCAAGUUGUUAGACUUCUGCAUGAAUUUAAGGAUUGUUUUGCUUGGGAUUACUUAGAAAUGCUAGGUCUGAAUCGGAGACUGGUGGAACAUAAACUGCCAAUUGCAGAAGGAUUCAGACCGUAUAAACAGCUGCCCAGAUGCAUGUCUGCAGAGGUCACUUUGAAGGUGAAAGAAGAAAUUGAGCGGCUGGUAAAAGCUGGGUUCAUUCGGACAUGCAGGUAUGCAGACUGGUUGUCAAAUGUAGUGCCUGUGCUGAAGAAGAAUGGAAAAUUAAGAGUCUGUGUUGAUUUUCGAAACUUGAAUUUAGCUACACCAAAGGAUGAGUAUCCUAUGCCAAUUACAGACUUGUUGGUUGAUGGAGUAGCCCGUCACAAAAUUCUAUCUUUCAUGGAUGGUCAUAGUGGGUACAACCAAAUUUUUAUUGCAGACGCAGACGUUCCUAAGACAGCCUUUCGAUGCCCAGGUGCUGUUGGAACUUUUAAAUGGGUUGUGAUGCCAUUUGGUCUGAAGAAUGCUGGAGCUACCUAUCAAAGAGCCAUGAAUGCAAUUUUUCAUGAUAUGAUUGGUAAAUUCAUGGAAAUUUAUAUUGAUGAUGUUGUGGUGAAAUCACAUGGGGAAGCAGACCACCUGGUCCAUUUGAGGAAGGCUUUUGAGCGGAUGAGGCAACAUGGCUUGAAAAUGAACCCACUAAAGUGUGCCUUUGGAGUGUCUGCGGGUAACUUCCUUGGGUACUUGGUGCAUGAGCGUGGUCUGGAGAUUGACAAGAACAAAGCCAGGGCUGUGAUUGAGGCAAAACCACCACAGAACAAAAAGGAGUUGCAAAGAUUUUUUGGCCAAGUUAAUUUCUUAAGACGUUUCAUUUCUAACUUGGCUGGGAAAACCAGAGUCUUUUCUCCUCUGUUGAAACUCAAGUCUGAGGCGGAUUUUAAGUGGGAAGAACACCACCAGUUUGCCUUUGAUAUGAUAAAGUGGUACUUAUCCAGACCACCAGUACUUGUACCGCCUGUGAAAAAUAAGCCUUUAAUUUUGUAUAUAUCCGCCGCAGACGAGUCCAUAGGAUGUCUGCUGGCACAGGAAAAUGAUAAAAAACAGGAGCAGGCUGUGUAUUACUUGAGUCGAUGUUUGACCCAGACCGAAGUGAAAUAUUCUUCGGUCGAAAAGUUGUGUCUUGCUCUCUUUUUUGCUGCAAUAAAAUUAAGACAUUAUUUGAUUUAUUCUGAGGUGUAUGUGAUUGCCAAGACUGAUAUUGUCAAAUAUAUGUUGUGCCGCCCUUUGUUAAGAGGCCGAAUAGGUAAAUGGAUUCUGGCCUUGUUUGAAUUUAAUUUGAAGUAUAUACCACAGAAGGCUGUCAAAGGGCAGGCAUUGGUAGACUUUCUUGUAGAUCAUCCAUGUCUAGACGCGGAGGCAGAUGAAGAAAAAGGGAUUAACUUGUUUUCAAUAAGUUUAGUUCCCUGGAAACUUAUUUUUGAUGGAUCCAGUACAAAAACCAUGUCUGGCGCUGGAGUCGUGGUAAUUUCCCCGUCUGGGCUGAAAACACAGAUGUCUUUCCAGCUGGAUUUUAAUUGCACAAAUCAUCAAGCAGAAUAUGAAGCUUUGAUUAUUGGUCUUGAGAUGUUGGUGGAGCUUAAAGUAUCCAUGGUUGAGGUUAUAGGGGACUCACAGCUAGUUUUGAGGCAAUUGUUUGGUGAGUGCAAAUGUACUAGCCUUGCUUUAGCCCUUUAUUUUGCCUUGGCUGUGCAAUUGCUGGAAGAAUUUGAUGACGUGUCCAUCAGACAUGUGCCCAUAGACCAGAACUAUGAAGCUAAUGAAAUGGCCCAGAUUGCUUCAGGUUUGCAAAUUCCUGAAGGUGUAAUGCAGAAAGUUGUAAUAGUUGAAAAACGCAGUCUGCCAUUAAUUCAUCAACGUGGCAUGACUGUCUCCACUUGCAGCAUUGAUAUUACCCAGACGGACUGGCGCUUUCCAAUUAUUCAGUACCUUAAGGAUCAAAGCAUUAAGGUAUCUAGGAAAACCAAAAUGCAAGCUCUCAAUUAUGUCUUGAUUGAGGAUGUACUUUAUAGGAGAGGCAAUGAUGAACUAUUGCUGCGUUGUCUGGGUCCAGAUGAAAGUUUCCAGAUGCUGUCUGAUGUCCAUGAUGGGAUUUGUGGUGCACACCAGACUGGAAUCAAGAUGCGUUGGUUGAUUCGCAGACAUGGUUUCUUCUGGCCGUCUGUCUUGAAAGACUGUAUUGCUUAUGCCAAGGGCUGCAAAUCUUGUCAGGCUGGGCUAUUGACUUAAUUGGUAAGGUGUAU
Messenger RNA from Rubroshorea leprosula, 5409 nucleotides. Lineage: Eukaryota; Viridiplantae; Streptophyta; Magnoliopsida; Malvales; Dipterocarpaceae. The record is from the annotation of a GenBank genome assembly.